This is a messenger RNA of Xyrichtys novacula (pearly razorfish), 8651 nucleotides long. NCBI's taxonomy places the organism in Eukaryota, Metazoa, Chordata, Actinopteri, Labriformes, Labridae. The record is from the annotation of a GenBank genome assembly.
GUCUGACGACCUUAUCCGGGGGAAGUAAAGCUUUGGACGAGGCAGCUGCCGAACUGGAGAAAAAAAAAAAAAAACUAAAAAAAAAAAAAAAAAGCUUUAAGGGGGGGAAAAAGUUCGCUGGUUUGCAGGAAUUUGACCCGACUGGAAAAGUGUUUGGAAAUCGUACGGGUCCAGGGGAGGUCCUGGGAGGGCUCCGGGAUCGUCGUUACCGGUAAUCGCCACUUUUGGUCAUGCACUCGGUGGUAGAUUUUGUAGACCUGCAGCAGGACUCCUCUGCUGUCUCCGCCCGUCGCCACAGCCGGAAGUCUAUGAGGAUGGUCUAUUGAUUUUUUUUUUCACUACUCUUCAGUUUUUUUUAUCCUUCGGCCCUUUUUUUCCUUUUUUUCCUUUUGCUUUGCUUGUUAUUUUUUCCCAAACAGGACGACACAACAGACACACCACUGUCUGCGAGCUAACUGUAUGUAAACCAGCAUGUCGGGCCUGAAGAUGAGAAGAAUAGAAAUGGAGUCCUUGUGUUUAGCUUGUGCUUUUUGUAGAAACGAUGUGCAAUUGAUAGGUGGCAUUUUAUUCAUGUUGCACAGUAAUCGCUCUGAUUGUCUAAUGAAUCAACUUUUAAUAUUAUUGAAGAAGUUGAAUCUGCUGUGUUUACUGUAAGAUUGAGGUCAGGAACUGUACUGGCGCUCAAAACCACAACAUUCCCAUUUGGACAGAGUGUAAUAACCAUGUCCAGCUUGUCAAUUUUGCUAUUUAAGUCUUGCUUAGCCUCAUUGUGAAGCAGGCAGUUCUUGACGAUUUUAUUGGUAUGACUUAAAUCACAGUAGGCAUAAGAUUUUGAUACUUGUGAAUGAGUGUUGGAGAGAUUUUUGAUGUUUGCUGCAGUCUGUUUGUUUCAGUAAUCCAUUCGUAUCAGGCUACUUGAGCAAACACUUAUAAAAUCCAAGAGAAAUGUGCUGCCAGUUUUUAAAAAUCUUUUUGGAUUGAUUCCCUCGGUCUUGUGUGACUAUACCAAUACUCCAAAUUACAUCUACAUAUUUGUAUCUACUUAAGGAAACCCUCAUCACCAUCGAAUUGGUGACAUCUCUCCACCUUGAUGCUUGUCAACUCAUGAAAUUAAAAUGAUGUUUAUUUACUUUUAGUAUUAGGAGCAUAAGUCAGUAAUUCUCAGUUUUUGCUCUUGUUAAAGCCCUUUUUCCUAUUUUAAGUUUGAGAAAGAGAAGUAAUUCCAGUUGUUUAUUCUUGCUGUCUUUGUGUCAUUGCAGACAAAAUGGAAGACUCGCAUUUUAAUUCAUAUUUCUGGUCUCCGAUCCCCACGGUGUCAGGACAGGUACGUCUGGACAAGAAAUCAAGCAUAUGUUAUCUCGCCAUGAUUGGCAGGGGGUGCAUCUUUUUUUGAGGAUUGCUCCGUGACUGUCAGAAAAAAAGAUUAAUCAGUCUGGUUAUUGAAAUAAAGAAUGUCCUCUCCGCUGACAGAUUGAGAAUGCUGUAUUCCUGAACAAGGUGAAAGAGCAACAGGAAAAGAAUGCUUCCUUCUCUUCUUCUCCUGCGUCGCACUACCAAACAGCUCUUGUCACUAUCCCCACCCCUGGGAUGAAGACAGAUGGAGGAGGGCAGGCUGGGAGUGUGGCACACCACCACCCUCCUCACAGCACCCAAAACAUGCUGCCAGUCCCCUCCACGGGCAUCAUGACAGCAGGUGAGUCUGUCUACAUCGAGAAGCCUCUGGGUGUCUCUCAGUAGGAGAAAGCUCUUGUUCAUUCUUGUGAUACAUUUUACAUAUUACCUUUUAAAAAAGUUCAGUUUCACAUCUAAAGUACUAAAGGUUUCGGCUGGAAUAACUACUCAGCAGUUGAGCUCAAAACUGGAGGAAACAGAUUUGUAACAUUGUUGAGUGAUGGGACCACAAAGCUGCACAAUAGACGAAACAGAACAACUUUGUGUCUUAAUCGAUGCAAAAACCUCAAGGCUUUCUACAAAUAAUGGAAAAGUAGCGUUGUGCUGUCAUACUUGAUCUAGCACUAAACAAACGUGAACAGUUCGAAAUGAAGAGAGAUCUCUUUUUGAAACGCUGAAUGUCACAUUUGUUACCUCUUAGGUCUAAUUUCUGCCCUUCUUAUUGCUUUCUUUGUCUUUUUCUUUCUUUCUCUGAAGCGGGUCUGGUCAUCACAACGCCUCAAGGAACAUUAGUGUCCCCCACCUCGUCUCAAUCGUUUGUCACUGGCCACCCAGCAACAACAACAACCAUGAUUGUUUCAGCGCUCAGUUCUACAGGUAAAACAUACAAUAUGGCACAUUUAACACAUAAACAUUGUAAUUCUCUUCUUACACUCUGCUUCUUAAAUAAGGAGCAGGAGUUGCUUCGUAACUUAUAAUACGAUAAGAUAAGAUGUGUAAUUCAAGGCCUGCAAUAUAGAUGAUACCACUAUACAGCAAUAAUAAACUGCAGGACAAUCACGAAAUGAUAAAUUAAAAUAUCUUGCUGACCGAUGAAUACAUAAUGCCUCUAAAGUGGCAAAGUGCAGGACAAAUGAGGUUUUCACUACACUUUGGUUUCUUUUCACUGAGAUGAAACAAUGUGAAGGUUUUUCAGUCAGCCUUCAUCCCUCCACAGCCACCGGGAAAAACUUCUGCCACAUGAGCAGCAGUGUGCAUCACGCUAGUUUUUUGUAGCACAUAGGAAUGCAUUUAGCACCCAUUGUCAAUAAUAUGAGCAGUAAUUGUCACUCAGAACUCUGUCCAGCCGUCCCAGGUCAGUGAUACCCUGUCUACAGACUCCUCAGUCUAUAAACUUCUAUCCAGGUCAAACUGACUGUGUUAUCAGGGCCAUUGCAAGUCACAUCUGUCUAGAGCACAUUUUCAAUCAACAUACCGUUCUCAGCUCUGGAAUUUGGAUUAUUAUAACACGGAGAUCAGGUGUAUUGCUGUACUGAUAUUUUGUCCCACCCCUGUUGUAAUUUCAGUCCAUCCUACAGUUUUCACUUUCUUGAGAAAUGUUUCUUUCUCCCCUAGACAAGAUUUGUUGAUAAAUUGAUCAUUCUUGUUUAAGAUCAGGUAGUAUUUUAAUUAUUAUAAAAUGACAAAAAUCAGUUUGGACAGAUUAGUAAGAAAGCAACAAUUAAUUCCAGAUCCUGUCUUUACAGAUGUCAUUGUGAUCAUUCUUGUGGGGAUAUUUACAUUUGCUUACAACAGACCAGGAUUUCAAAGUACAGUGAUGAACAUAAAACAAAUAUGACAAUAGAAAAAACAAUUCUUUUGUAACACAUCUUGAUUUGGAUUUCUGCAACAUGAUCAGGCACGCUUGCUUUAUAAGUGUCAUUUUCACUCCAUGCGAGCGACGAGAUGAGAGAAAAUACAAUUAGAUUUUGUUCCUUUUUCUCUAAAAUCUCUGAGCCACAGCCCAGUGGUCUUGUCUUCAAAGCACAAACUGUUCUCUCACAAACCAGAAAAAUGAGCAAUUAAUAAUUUAACUACUUAUCCAGACUGUGUCAGCAACUAAUUGUUCUUCACUUUGAUAUUAAUCGGUUUGCCUCAAACAAAAGAAAAAUAUCUUUCAUGUGCAAUUAUGGUACAGCUUACUCAUUAAUCAUUGGUAUGUUUUUACUUUCAUAUUUAUGUAGAGAUGUUGUAGAAAUCAUCAUUAAAAGGGCUUUAUGAUCAAAAGUAUUUAAUGAGAAAUACCUUUGUUUUUCACUGAGAUUCACUCUAAUGUCCUUGAAAACUAAAAGAACACGCACCAACAAAAACCUGAGAAUCUUCCAGCAUUCUUGUAAACACCUCCAGGAGCUUGCUUCAAGGUUUCGAUUUUUUUCUCACCAGCUGCUCAAUCAUUUGUAGAUAAAAAAGAAGGAGAUGGGACUCCCCAUGUGGUCGUGAUGCCAGCGCCCUCCAAGCGAGGAAGGAAGAAGAAGGCAACACUAGCCGUGGGGGCGGCAGGAAAUGAAACGCUAAUACUGGCUCAUCUGACAGCAAGCGGACAGGUAAGAAUUCAAAAGUGAAGAGGUUCCAAAAGUAAAAGUGUAAAUAAGAGUAGGCGUGUUUAGAUGAGUAAACUUAACAUAUCAUUUUGACAGGUUACAUCUCUGCCACAUCAUACUGGAGACCAUUACAACCUGUCAAAUGAAGAGGAAGACCGCGGCCCUAAAGACAACACUAAGACAUACAGGUACAGUGUCCAAACUACGCCUGCUGUGUAUUCCUGUUUCUUCUUGCUCUAGCUGUGGAAUGCAAGCACACCUGUUGCUCUGUGCUCAGAUGAGAUCUGCAUAGAGAUGAGCUUAUAGAGACGAACUAGGCCAGCUUGAUAUAAGCGUCUGACACACAGACACACUUUUCCUUAUCAAUACUCUUCUCCACAUGUUGUGGCAGAACAUGCCUGCUUUUGUUUUGGACAGCUUAUUCCUUCCUUUAAUGUAUUUGAGACGCAAAUACAUCAGCGCUCCGUAGAUGCUCUCUUUGCCUCUGCACACACUGGACAUAAUUUGCUACCCUGCCUCUACUGUCCCUCUUUGUGUUCGUACAGCAUGCUCUUGGUCUCUUUGUGCACUGCUCUGUCACUUUUUCAAGUAUCUAAGUUUGUCCCCUUACAUUUGACCCUGUUUUCACAUGUCCCCUACAUUUGAUUUAACCCUCACUCCACCUUUCUGUUUUCCUUCUCCACUGAUUUAUCUUAUUCUGUCUCUUUUCUUUAAAUUGUAAGUUUCAUUUUCUAUCGUAUCUGUUUUUUUCACGUUUCAAUCUUUGUUAUCCUGUCUUCUUCAUCGCCUCUUUAUUUCUUUUCCAACCUUCUCUCUUCUGUCUUCUUGUAUGUUUAUAUGUCCUUUCCUUUCCUUCUUGUUCUAUCCAUCCUGCCCCCCUUCCCCCAAUUCUGUGUCUCUCCGCCCGUAGGUGCCGGAUGUGUGCGGCGACCUUCCUCAGUAAGUCUGACAUGCAGAUCCACUCCAAGUCGCACACAGAGGCCAAACCUCACAAGUGUCCUCACUGCGCCAAGUCAUUCGCCAACUCCAGCUACCUGGCCCAGCACAUCCGCAUCCACAGUGGGGCCAAGCCUUACACCUGCUCCUACUGCCAGAAAUCUUUCAGACAGCUCAGUCAUUUACAGCAGCACACACGGUACUGCAGACCCCCCUCCCCAAUCCCCACUUCCAACCCCCGUACCCCCUGUCCUUUUAACUCAUCUUGCAAAGUGACUUUUAGAAGUCCAGAGUCCUGUCCUCUUCUUUUUCUUCCUCCUGGGGGAGAAUUUGGAGUGGUGCGCAGAUGCAUAUUUCACUGCCAUGUAGAUGUUGGCAUGCUACCAGUCCCAUCCAGAAGUGACCUUUACAGAAAAGUAAAAUUCAAAUGACUUCUUUUCAGGUCAGACUUUGUCUGUGAGGAGUUUUUCGUAAUUUAUACCAUAAUUAGAAAGGCCAUUUGAAAUGCAUGGAGCUCUGUUAUAUUAACUGAUACAAUGAGAACAUUUUGCCCUUUCUUUCUCUCGUCAUUUAUUCAUUUGCUUCUCUCUGUGCAGCUUGCAUUGCAUUUUUCCUGUUUAAUGUAUUUCUUUGUCUGCAUGUUCUGUCGUAUCUCCUGCCAGUGUUUUCCCAGCACACACACACAACACACACGUACGGUUUGGAAAUACAUAUUAAAAUGCACACUUUGUUCCAUUUUGCUCCACCAUUCAAACUAUUGUGUUAAUGUUUGGUGUACUUCCCUGUCAUUGCCUUUUCUUGCUUUCUCGAUUGAAUGACAAUGUGUAACAGAAAUCCUUUGUUUCCCUGCUCUGCUUCCCUGCUCUCCGCAUUCAUUUUAUCAUGGCUGUCUUGUUGCUGUUCCCUCUGGCUAUCAUCAAAUUAAUUUAGGAUUCAUUGUGGAGGCAUGUAUGUCUAAAUAAAUGCAUUUAUAAAAGCUGUUAGAAAACUGUAAUAUUUCAUUUGUUCAUCUUUUGGAUCACCCAGAGCAGACACACAUGCAUAACAAAGGGAACAGUCUAAAUAACUCACUGUAUUGCUUUGUCAUUUUGGGUUUGUGUGAAUGUUGGAGUAUUUUACCAUUGCUUUAAUAACAACACAAAAUAUUUGUUGGCUUUUGUCACUGCCCCCAAGAUUUUUUGUGUUGUUAUCUGCCCAUGACUGGUUCCGAAUGGCCUUCCUGUCUAGUUUUGAUAAACUGAGACCUUCACUUUGAGUAUUUGUCAAACACAGUACGCAGUGUUUUUAUCUCAACGUUACCAUUUAAACCUGUUUUCCUGUCUGCUCUCAUCAGGAACCACACAGAGUCCAAGCCACACAAAUGUCCCCACUGUACCAAGUCAUUCGCCAACUCUAGCUACCUGGCCCAGCAUGUCCGCAUCCACACCGGAGUGAAACCGUACACCUGCGUGUAUUGCCAAAAGAGCUUCAGACAGCUCAGUCACCUUCAGCAGCACAACAGGUAAGUCAAUCGCUGGUUUUGGGUUUCUCACUUGCCUCUGUGUCUUUCUUCAGUCAGUUAGAUCUCGAUAAAAGCGCUAGGAUUUUCUGUAUGUACACAUUUGUCUUCUCAUGUUUUUAUUCAGGAUUCACACAGGAGAUAGACCAUACAAGUGUAUCCAUCCAGGCUGUGAGAAAUCUUUCACACAGCUUUCAAAUCUACAGGUGUGACAGUCUUUAUCUCCCUCAUGUAUAGUUAUUGAGCUCCAAGAGUUUGUUGUCUGUACUGUAAAACUUUUACCACAAUAACCAUUUUUUCUCAGUCCCAUCGGCGUCAGCACAACAAGGACAAGCCCUACAAGUGCCCCAACUGCAACAAAGGAUACAUAGAUUCAGCAAGCUUGGAGGUGCACAUGUCCACACACACAGUCAAACAUGCAAGGAUCUACUCAUGUGGACUCUGCAACCGCACUUAUACCUCAGUAAGACAAAUGCCCAUUUCUGAAGAACAAUCCUACAUGCAACACUAUGAAUCGCCUCUCUGGCAUCAGACUUCUGGCAGCUACUUUACACCAUGUAGUCAUAUGUCCACUGUUUCCCCUCUACCUAUCCUCCCUUCAUCUCAGGAGACGUAUCUGGUGAAACACAUGGAGAAACACAACCCAGACCAGUUGACUGCACCAGCAGCACAGACGACACAACAGAACCAGAGCCAGAACCAAAGCCGGGCCCAGAGUCAGACUGGAGCUCAGGGCCAGGUAGAGAGUGCAGAAGGAGGAUUAAGCCAGCCUGGGGGAGCUGGGAGCAGAGGGGCAGGCGGAGGACAGCAGGGGCAGAGCCAGAGCAACUACUCCCAGUCACAAAACAUCUCCAGUCCAUUCGACCUGCACCAGUAUAAAACAGUCUCUGCCAGUGACAUCCAGUACAAGCCAGUUAGUAUAGCGGACAUAACUUCCCACAAGGACCUCUGUCUUACUGUGUCAGCAUCCACCAUUCAAGUGGAGCACCUCAACCCUUAGACAUUUAUGAUGAGAGUUAGUUUUGGGGGAUGGAGAGGUUGAAUAUUAAUUCUAAAUAUGGAGGCUGAAGAGUCAAAGGAUAAAAGCAAUAAAAAAUUUAAAAAAGAACUUUUAAAGACAAAUGACUGUGCCUCGACAAUGCUUUGAGACUGACAGGAUAAACAAUAUGGUGAUACGGUUUACUGAAGAUUAUAACUGUGUAUUGUUUUUGUAUGUCUUUUUUUCCUGCCUUGUUCAAUAUCUUUUCUGUUCAUUAGUUAUUUCUGUCCAGGUCAGAAAUGUAUAAAAAACUGCAAUAAAAUCUUUCAGUCCAUCAUAAUGAUGGUUUCACGAUGGGGAAGAGACUCAAAGAGAAAGCAGUUCUCUCAUGUUUCAUCCCUCCACAUGCUCUUCCAAAUAAUUUGACCACAUCAGUUUAUGGUCUUUCUCUGUUGAGGAAAACUGGCAGUUGACUGUGAAGGUAAAUUUUUAUACUUUCUUACUGAGAGGUUUCUUUUUCUUUUUAUAUGUAAGUGUAAAACCUCUGCAAUACUGUAAAAUAAAUGCCUGCAGUUAAUACUUUUUAAACCCAAAAGGGACAUCGAUGUUUUUUCCUUUUUAGGAAUGAAAUCCAAUGGAGUCUACAUAGCAAUAUACUGCAAGUAUAUUAAAUAUGUUGUUCAUUUAAAUGAUAUGGUAAUCGAUGUAACCAAUUCAGACCCAUUUGCUGGCAUUCACAUGACCUCGCUUCACAUUUUAUGUUAUCCUGUUGUACUGCUGAGUGUGUAUGUCCUAAAAGAAAUGCAAUCCAAAUGUGAUGUUGCAAUUAAACGUCAACAGUGAUGUAUAAUACUUUUUGACGCACAUACCAUAUAACUAUCAUGCUUUUUUUUAAAUGAAAAAAAAAAAAGAAUCAAUAAACCGUAAGAAAUAGGCCGCAUUGGUGUUUUUUCACUGUAAGUAAAUUCCUGUAUUUCUUAUGAUUAAUGUCGCAGUUUUAUGAAUUGUAAUUCAUUAGUAACCAUGAUGAUGGCUUUUUCAAUUUGCAGAUUAUUUUCUCAAUUUUAGUAAAAUGAAAUAUAGUUAAAAAAAAUUCAACUGCUCGGAUAUUCAUAUCAAGAAUUUGCCAAAAGAAAACUCCGAUUAUUGAUUUUCAGAAACAUUUAAAGUCCAAAGUAAAACGUUUAAUAUUUUUUAUUCAUUAACUAAUUGUUUUUGUUUUUUUAGAGAGAGAGAACUAUGUCCAUGAUAACUUAAAUAAAUCACU